CCUGGACUCCUCUGCUCCUCCUCCUCAUCUUCCUCCUUGUCUCCUUACUGGUCAUCCAGCAGGGACUCUGAAGGAGCGUUUGGGGGGAGCGACGCUAAAGUGGACCUGCUGUGAUCCAGGAGGAGAGAAACACCCUGAAAACUGGAUCUGAAGAAGAAGCACAAAGGCCAUGAUCGACUGGCCUAAUGUGACAGCGUCCAGCUACGAGGAGCUGGUCCUAAAACCUGAGGAGCUGCAGAGAUCCAAAUGUGUCCUUGGCUUCAUUCCGGUCAUUUACUACAGUGUUCUGCUUUGUGUGGGAGUACCAGUAAACAUCCUCACAGCAGUGGCCCUGUGCAGACUGGCAUGUCGCACCAAGAAACCUCUGUACUACUACCUCUUAGCAGUGACAGGCUCAGACAUUCUUUCCCAGCUCUUCAUCAUCUUUGUUGGAUUCCUGCUAGAGACGGCUGUUUUUCACCGCGACGUCCCUACUGUCCUGCUGCACGUGGUCAGUGCUGCAGAGUUUGCUGCUAACCACGCCUCCAUUUGGUCCACUAUACCCCUUACUGUGGACCGGUAUGUUGCGCUGUGCCACCCUUUGCUCCACCGACAGAUCAGCUACCCGGCACGGGCCAGGAAGAUCAUUGCAGCUGUGCUGGUGUUGUCGCUAACGUCGGGCAUACCUUUUUUCUGGUGGUCAGACGUGUGGAGAGACAGCCACCUUCCCACAGUGCUGGACGCAGUCCUCAUAUGGACACAUGUUACCAUCAUCUACUUCCUGCCAUGCAGCAUCUUCUUGGUGCUGAACUCUUUAAUAAUCCGCAAGCUGAGGAUAAGGCAGAGGCAGCAGCCCUGCCAGGAAGAGCGUGGGCCUCCACGCCGUCUAGGAAAAACCACGGCCAUGCUGCUGGCGCUCACCUCCGUGUUCUCAGUUCUAUGGGCUCCUCGGACUGUUGUAGUCAUCUACCACCUCUAUGUUUCCUCGGUUCACCAGGAUUGGCGUGUCCACUUGGCCUACGACCUGUCCAAUAUGCUGGCCAUGCUCAACACGGCUGUCAACUUUUUCCUUUACUGCUUCGUCAGCAGACCUUUCCGCAGCGUCGUGCGGGACAUCGUGCUGCUCAGAGGAGGGCCACUGCACCCUCGCCGGCCUCUUCCCCAGCAGCAGGCCCCCAACAAUGCCUCCAACUCAUCUCUCUACAGUGGGAACAACAAACGCUCACGGCGAGACUCCACCCCCUUGUCACCUCGUAGAAACAGAAAGCCCUCGUGACCUGGUGUUUCCCCCCAUUAAUCCAAAACACCCGUCGUCCCACGGUCCUGGUGCACAUCAAACCCCAGGGACCAGCACUGCGUUCAGGCCACGACUGUGGACAGUUGCCAGUCAGCCCUGGAGCUCUCUCCCAGGGCUCCAAACGAUCUGAACUUUCAUGGUUUUUUGUCUUCUCUGACCUGGAGUUGUUUGUUUUAGUAAAUCAAGCAAAAUGGCUGUUUAUUUAUCUUUGCAACAAAGAAUUUGACAAAAUUA
Molecule: messenger RNA, 1510 nt
Organism: Xiphophorus maculatus (southern platyfish)
Lineage: Eukaryota; Metazoa; Chordata; Actinopteri; Cyprinodontiformes; Poeciliidae
Gene: gpr142
Product: probable G-protein coupled receptor 142
Exons: 3
Coding region: 170-1255 (361 amino acids)
Biological process (GO): G protein-coupled receptor signaling pathway
Cellular component (GO): membrane
Molecular function (GO): G protein-coupled receptor activity
Source: RefSeq, a predicted model, not a curated record